GUGUAAACGCCAAGUGGCCAUACACUAAGCAAACGCCGGCUUCAUACACAUCUUCUUUUCGGUUGCUUGCACAAUAAGCACCAUUUCUAUUUCUAUUCUAGGAUUUAUAAAUAAAUGGGAAGCCUGUGGAGCAGAACACAACAACAAACAUCCAAAGAAGAAAUCGAUAUGGCUCUUUCCAAAGCUAAGCAAAUCGUUUCCGAUAAUCCCGUCGUCGUCUUCAGCAAGACUUGGUGUGGAUAUUGCAAGGGCGUGAAGAAACUGUUCUCCGAGCUUAACGUGUCCUACAAGGUUAUCGAACUGGAUGAAGAAAGUGAUGGAGGUGAAAUCCAAUCCGCUCUAAAGGAGUGGACCGGUCAGAGUACUGUUCCUAAUGUGUUUAUAGGUGGGAAGCAUAUUGGUGGCUCGGAUGCUGUUAUGGAGAAGCAUCGAGCUGGGAAGCUGGUGCCGUUGCUAACUGAAGCAGGUGCCAUUGCGAAUACCUCUGCACAGCUCUGAAGAUUGGUGUCAUGAAUAAGAUUAUUAAGUUGGUUUAGGAAGAAAAAACAGCGACUGUCUGUUCUCAUUGUGAUUGUGAUGUUUUUAAUCAUAUGAUAUGUUAAUAAAAUACAAUCUUUAAUCAUAUGUGAUCUGCUGUAACAUCAGAAGUUGUGUUUGUUUAAUUAGGAGUCAUUUUCACCUA
Helianthus annuus (common sunflower) is the source of this 682-nucleotide messenger RNA. Its product is annotated as glutaredoxin. The transcript has 4 exons. Lineage: Eukaryota; Viridiplantae; Streptophyta; Magnoliopsida; Asterales; Asteraceae. Gene Ontology annotation, biological process: cellular response to oxidative stress. Gene Ontology annotation, cellular component: cytoplasm. Gene Ontology annotation, molecular function: glutathione disulfide oxidoreductase activity. The record is from RefSeq and is a predicted model, not a curated record. The coding region runs from base 115 to 498 and encodes 127 amino acids.